Hypanus sabinus (Atlantic stingray) is the source of this 3418-nucleotide messenger RNA. RefSeq names its product cytochrome c oxidase subunit 5A, mitochondrial-like. Lineage: Eukaryota; Metazoa; Chordata; Chondrichthyes; Myliobatiformes; Dasyatidae. Gene Ontology annotation, biological process: mitochondrial electron transport, cytochrome c to oxygen. Bases 96 to 545 code for a protein of 149 amino acids. The record is from RefSeq and is a predicted model, not a curated record. Gene Ontology annotation, cellular component: mitochondrial inner membrane. The transcript is spliced from 5 exons.
GACGUCAUGCGCAGGGGCGGAGAGUCCAAGGCUCGUUAGUCGGGUGGCAGCGGCACUUUCUCUUCCCCUCCCCGAGGUCAGGCCGGUGAGCAGCGAUGUUCCGAGCGGCGUUGAGGUGCGGCGGCAGCGGCUUAUCCGCUUGGCGGAGGGCAGCGCGGGCGCCAAGGAGGCCGGUGGGCCAGGCCGAGGCGGUGCAGCCGGCGGCUGUUCUUGCUUCACGAUGGUAUUCACAUGGGAAACAGGAGACUGAUGAAGAGUUCGAUGCCCGUUGGGUGACAUACUUCAAUAAGCCUGACAUUGACGACUGGGAACUCAGGAAAGGAAUGAACACCCUCAUUGGAUACGAUCUGGUACCUGAACCCAAAAUUCUUGACGCAGCCUUGAGAGCAUGCCGUAGAUUAAACGAUCUAGCUAGUGCAAUCCGUAUUCUAGAAGCAGUGAAGGAUAAAGCCGGACCUCACAAAGAGAUCUAUCCUUAUGUCAUUCAAGAACUCAGGCCCACGUUAACUGAACUUGGAAUUCCUACCCCAGAGGAGAUAGAAUAGGAUCAUGCUGGAUUGACCACCAGAAAAUUAACUGGAGCUACUUUAUAAUUGCAAAAACUUACAUUAAGGUAUUUGCUAUUAUAAAUUAUACUUGCAUUAUAAAUUAAUCAAAAUGUCAUAAGGUGUUUAAUAAGUCUUCAGAUAACACAUAACACUAAGUUACAAUUAUACAAGGACAUCUGAAAUAUGAAUGCAUAUUAGCUGUAAGAUUAUUGAGGCAAAGGAUGUGUUUAAUUAUUAAAUCAUUUUUAAUUGAUACAGGGAUUCAACGUUCUUCAUAAACUUCCAGUUAAAGGAAUAAAUUCCCAAAUGCACAAAGCUGGAGCAUUCCUGACAGUUGAAUUUUUCAUGAUGCAGUCAGACAAACACUUUGUUUAAAGCAAAAUCUUGGAGAUGGGACUGCGGUACUCAAAUAAAAAAAAAACUGCUAGAGGAGUUUAGGCCAUGUUUGUGGAAAUUAGAGUGAAGAUUAACAUUUCCACAGAUGCUGCCUGAAUCAUUGAGUUCCUCCUACAGUUGGUUCUUCCCUCUUUAAAAAUAUUAUUGGCUACUUGUUGAGAAAGUUUUCAAGACUACAUGAAAAUGGAGCAGCAUGGUGGUGUAGUGGUUAGCACUAAGCUUUACAGUGCCAGUGACCUGGGUUCAAUUCCCGCCACUGAAUGUAAGGAGUUUGUACAUGCUCCCCAUGCUUGCGUGGUUUUCCUCCUCAGUCCAUAGACAUACUAGUUAAUAAGUUAAUUAGUUAAUGUAAAAUGUUCCAUGAUUAGACUAGGGUUAAAUCAGAACUUGCUGGGAGGUGUGGCUCAAAUGCCUAUUCUGCACUGUCUUGAUUUAAAAAAAAAUGUAAUAGUUGAGAACAUGUACUGUGAGCCAUUCCUCAUUUUUAACUUGUUUAUCUUGAGUGGUGAUUAUUAGUAAAUCAACCUUCAUUAGCUAGCUAACUUCAUUAAUAAUUUGUCCAAUUUAAUGAAAUGUCUUUUGAAAAACAUUAGCUCUGAUAUUGAUUUCUCAUUUUGCCAUUCACCCACUUGCAUUCAAAUAAUGGGAAAGUGAUCCCCACCCCCUGCCCUAUUACCACCUUUAGUAGACUAGUGUAUCAUUGUCAUCCUGGACAGUUACCUUCUUGAUUGAUAGCUAUUAAUGCACUAAAUCCAAAACAUAGUUUUGUAAGUGGAAGCUUUCAUAAUCAAGCAGUGUGUCUAGUUUUCAAUAAGUGCAAACAAUAAAUUGAAAUGAGUUGCUUAUGAAUCCAUUUAGGGCGCAUAAUUGGAUUUUGUAAUUCUGCCUAUAUCCUGAUCAUUCAGUACCAGUGCAGUUUUUGUUUUACUGCCACUAGCACUUAGUGCAACAAUGAAGGUCCUCCAUCUCUGGCAGUGUUCUGGGCUUGCUUCAUCAUGUCAGUAGCUUCCUCUUGUUUUCACUAUUGUCAGUCAUACAAAUCCCAGGUGGAGACUCAGGAAUACCGUCGCACUAAGAUGUAGGAUUCUUCAUUGCUGUUUAUGUAACAAUUUUUUCUAUCAGUCAGGGUUGUUAGCCCUGAGCUGAACCCUCAAAGGUGGAGGACCGGUGGAGCACUCUUAGUCUGGCCUCUACCCUUUGAUGUGUUUGGCAUGUGCGACCCUACCAAGAGCCAGAGCAUAAAGCCCUUACUCCAGCCAACAUAGCUCUUUGGGUCAUUGAAGCACACAAACCUAUGACAAGGUUGUGGUCCUCUUGGAGGAUCAUUGCAGUUUAGCUGAUGGUUAUUUACAUUUGCCGGACAUAUUGGUCUGACCUACAAAAUCUUCACUUGUAGUUAUUUCUUCAUUGGAUUUGUACUUGGAUCUUUAAGUUUACAUGUAAUUAUUUCAGCAUUUGGAAACCAGUGCUGGUUGCACAAGGCAGCUAUUUGAAGAUUGAAGCUGGUUCUGAGCAGAUUGAAUAUAUUACUUCCAUAUUAAAUAUUAAGGAAUAUUGUAAUAGUCCUACCAGAUGUUGGCUCAGAAUGCUAGGGAGCUAAUAUAAACUAUUCUUUCCUGUUGAAUAACUGGCUAUCAUUCUGCCAUCAUUAGAGUUAACAAUAAUAGCCCAUUGUUAAGCAAUGAUGCUCAACUGGUAAUAAGCUCUCUCUGUACUAAGUAGAAUGGCAUUUUGCCCACUUUGUUGUGAAGCAAUAUUUAGUUAUUUUCAUUGAAAUCUGAGUAUAUUUGAAGUUCCUUGGAACUUUAAUUUGUAAUGUUAUUGAGGAAAACAUGAUCAUGCACAACAGAUUCAAUCAGAGCCCCUGGAUUCUACUUCCAAAUCUAUUCCACCAUGCCCCUUUUUAAAAAUAAGUAUAGGCCAGACUGUGAAUAAAAUACCAGCUGUCUUCAACUUUCUAAGUCCCUGCUUCUCUCCAAAGACAUUUCUAAAUCUGCUUUAUCUGCCAACCUUUUGACACUUAAUAUUUCCUCAUUGUUGCAUGUUUUCUUUCUCUUACAAAGUGCCUGGGGCACUUCGCUGCAUUAAUCACAAAUACACAAGGAAAUCUGCAGAUGCUGGAAAUUCAAAUAACACACACAAAAUGCUGGUAGAACACAGAAGGCAAGGCAGCAUCUAUAGGGAGAAGCACUGUCGACAUUUCGGGCCGAGACCCUUGGUCAGGAGACAAUCACAAAUGCAAGUUGCCUCAUUAAUCACAAACACGAGCCUUUAAGGUUCUUAAAAACUGGAUCACUUCAUUUUGACUAAUUUCCUGUAUUUAUUGCCAACUUUGUUCAAUAUUUGAGGUCAAUUAAGUAAAAAGGAAGCAUCUGACAUGUGCAACAUUUCUUUUCUUUCAGACGGUUUCCAGAACUUCAUUUGAUGUGAUUGUACAUGACACAAGAUACAGUGUGAAAUAUUACUAUUGGACG